AUGAUUUAAGUAUUCCAAACUCUAGAUUGGAUCUUAACAAAACUUCUCGUUUCUAUUUGUGAUUAAAUCAGUUCUAGUUUAUAUAAAUUAGAAUACUAUAAUGCUUCAUUUCUAUUUAUGGAUUUAACUAAGGAAUCAAUUUAACGAACCAGUCUUUCUUUUUAUAAAUUGAUAAUUAGUUGUAUGAUUUCUGUUGUGCUCAUUGUAGAAUUGCUGGCUAUUUUGAAUAGUUAAUUUCUUUGCAUUGGUAAAAAUUAUUUUCUUUAACUGAAAAUUGGGAAAUAUAACUAUUUACAUGUCUUAAUACUUGCAAUUUUUAGUAAUAAUAACCUUGAAUUUUUAUAUAUUUUUUCACAAGUUUCUAUAAAAAUUUACGAGGCUCAGAAUAAUUCAAUAAUGUUUGGGAUUCUAUUUAAAUUCUUCUCUGCUCCACCUUUAAGAUCUUGUAUUGUAUUUUUUACAUCAAAUACAUUCGAUCAUUACUCGACAUUGAAUUUAUCUAAGCUUCCAAAAUUUAAAGGUGAAAUAUAAUUCAUUAUAUUAUUUAUUAAUAUUUCUGAAUAUAAAUUACAAUAAGCACUCCAAGAUUCUUUAGAAUAAAGUCUAAUCUAAAUUCACGUACUAUUGAUUAUAUAUACCCAAUAUAAAUUUAACUUUUAAUUAACAUUUAAUAUUUUGUAAACAUAAUAACUAAUGCAAGGAGAAUAUCCAGAAAGAGCCCAGCCUUUAGCUAACGAAGAAGUAGAACCUUAAAUUUCUAGAACUUGCAUAAUAAGCAGCUGCCUUAAAAUAAUUAAAAAAAAAGGAGCCAAUGAAACUACCCAAAACAUUAAAUAGAGGUAUUGCAGAGUUGGUUAUAAUUGGCUUGCUGAUACAACUCCAUUAAGAAAUCGUUCUUCAUUUGCCAUUAUUAUGCGAGGGACAAGAAUGUCCCUUAUGUUUUUGUUAAGAGCAAGGUCGACUUAGGCAGAAUGUGUGGUACAAGUAGAAAUGUUGUGGCAUGCUCUAUUAUAAAGGAUAAAAACUCAAGAAUCAAUUAAAAUAUUACAUACCUUAAGGAUUUGUGCGAAAGACUCCAAAUAAAUUAAGAAGCAUGAUCAAUAUAAAAUAUGUACAUUAAACAAUGAUAUUAAUACUAUAUAACUUGUAAUACAUAGAGAUAUUUGA
Messenger RNA from Paramecium tetraurelia, 1167 nucleotides. RefSeq lists its product as uncharacterized. The record is from RefSeq and is a predicted model, not a curated record. The transcript has 5 exons. Lineage: Eukaryota; Ciliophora; Oligohymenophorea; Peniculida; Parameciidae.